Messenger RNA from Prorocentrum cordatum, 983 nucleotides. The record is from the annotation of a GenBank genome assembly. Lineage: Eukaryota; Dinophyceae; Prorocentrales; Prorocentraceae.
GUGCCUACUGUCGCGGAUCUGUGGGCCCUGGACUGCCGAGAAUUCUGGUCAACUUCCCAGCGAUUUGGCAGGACAGAUCGUGCCGGUGUGCGCUCGUUGCCCAGUACUUCACGCUCGUGCGCCUCGUCAGGCUGAUACAGACAGGUGACGAGCAGGACUGUGCCAAGGGUGCGCCGGCGCUCUACUCCACUCUCGAGGUCGUGAGUAAGACUUUGCUGAGGGAAAUGAUGGCCUCGGCGUUCAAGAAGCACUUCGCCCAGAUCGUUCCUGUGUACCCCUCGUUGGCCAACACCGAGUGCAAGCCUGCUAACGGCAAGUACACGUAUCCUAUCGUCUUCCCUUCGGCUGAGCUCGCUAAAGCAUUCAUCGCUGAGGCUCGCGACAAACCUCCGUACUGGUGCGACAACAAAGAUAGCAUGAAGCGGCACACUUUGCGAGUUGGUUCCGAUCAACCUCUUCCUGUUCGUCUGAAGAAGAUUGCUUUGUCUAAAUCGUGGGCCGUGGCGAAUCAACUCUUGCAUGAGCAUGGUUGUUGGCGCUCACACUACAAGUUGGGCACUGACCCUUUCAAAGGCACUGUGUUCCUGGUGGACAAUGACGAGUAUGUCAAGUUGGUGCAGCUCACCAAUGUUGGUGGGGAUCUAUCAGGUGACUUCUCUGUGGAGCCGUUCGCCACCAAUCUCAAGGACCUGGGCAUCCCUGAUGCGAAGAUCGCCUCGUUCGGCGAGCGGGUUGUGUGGCUGACGACGGUCAACCUCGGUCUCUUGAAGAUAGUGUUGCUAGUCUCCGCAGACAUUGGGCUGCGGUACAUAGAGCACCACCUGUUCCUUCGGCUGGGCGUCAGGUGGGUCGGCUUCGUCAUGCAGCCCAAGAAGAACAGAGUGAGCAGGAAACCCAUGGGGCACCUGGCGAUGCUGACGCACUGCGUCAUGACUUUCGUGGAGCGAAUCUUGGGUCCCAUGACCGUGUCUCUGAGAUCGCAG